UAAAAGCAAACAUAAAUAGCAGAAGUAUAAAACUUCUUGUUGCAAUAAAAAGUACUUUGAAAAUACCUAUUUUUUGCAUUCCCCCAGUAUUGCAAGACAAUUGUAGCGGGCUAUGCACUUCAGUGACAUUCUUCAAGGAGACGUUUGACACUGAGAAUAAAAAAAAAUGUACAAAAAAGCCUGAAUGCCAAAACAGCAAAACAGUGACCUGUGAAACAGCCAAUAGAAUUUCAUCUGCCAGUGAAGAUAGAAAAGGUUAUCAUAAAAGAAAUACAUGCGAGUAUAUAUUGAAGUGUGGGUAGAUACAACGGACUUCAAUCUCAGUCAGCACAGAAGCAAUGCGUUUCGAUGUACUACUUUCGAUGCUUAAUUUGUCACUGUCAGUGACGACUGAGGGCGGCGAUAAGGCAGGUGUGGAAGGCUACAAGACAGAUUACGACGAAUAUGACAGUAAAGAGAGUGUAGGUACGCAUAACACGAAGACAACGACGGCAACGGUAAAGAAGCCUUCUAAAAAGAAACCGAAAAAGGAAGAAUAUAGGGACAUAUUAAAGUUCCUUAACACAACUGAAAUAAUUUGGGUAUAUCAAAGCACUGAAAGAACUAACGAUACAUGCAAAGCGGACGGUAUUGAAUACGUAUAUGAGCUCGGUGCCUGCAUUACCAGAUAUCACAUAUCUAAAGGACAUACGAAUAAAACAUCCACUGCAGUCGAGUUCUCGUAUCAUUGGGCUGGUGAAGACACCAGCCUCCCGUACCAUGAAAUGACAGUUCCAAAUGAAGAAAUUCUGACCCCGUAUGAGACAUUGGUAUACCAAAGCGAAAACGACGAAUGUGGAGUGUUUUUCAUGAAUUUCCACCGUGAGUUGAAGGAUCCUGCUGUCUGGUUUGAGCUGAGGUUAAGAAACACAUCGGUAAUAAAGGGGCCAGAUAAGGAAUGCCUAAAACAUUUCCGAGACUAUUCUCAGCAACAAAAUUUAACGUAUAACUACACAUCUGAAUGCCAGCGCAUAUUCCUUCCCCAAGCACAGUAAAACCACAUAACAUGUAAAUAUACUUAAGAAAAACGUUGGACUUCGACUUACCAUGACGCCUGAACGCCGGAGAAGCAACCAAGUGGAAGUGGGUUAAAGUCCCAAAUCCCGGAGCUCCUUCGCGGAGACAUCUGCAACAUAAA
Messenger RNA from Dermacentor andersoni, 1177 nucleotides. The record is from RefSeq and is a predicted model, not a curated record. Lineage: Eukaryota; Metazoa; Arthropoda; Arachnida; Ixodida; Ixodidae.